CGCUGCCUACGUGGGAGAGAAGGGAGGAAUUGGGGGAAGUGUGGAAAAGCUGAACCCAAGCUGCUGCCGCCUGAGGAAGAUUUGGUGGGAGAAGUAGAAGGGAAGAAAGGGGUGGAGGGUGAGGUGAGGAGGGCAUCUGGGUCGCUGCUCCUGGGCAGCACAAAGUUCUUCGCAAUGUGGCUGAAGCCUGAGGAAGUGCUCCUGAAAAAUGCGCUGAAGCUGUGGCUGAUGGAGAGGUCCAACGACUACUUCGUGCUGCAACGGCGUCGGGGCUACGGGGAGGAAGGCGGAGGAGGGCUCACAGGGCUUAUCGUUGGAACUCUUGAUUCAGUCUUAGACUCCACUGCUAAAGUAGCUCCAUUUCGCAUCUUACACCAGACACCAGAUUCUCAGGUUUACCUGUCAGUUGCAUGUGGAGCCAACAGAGAAGAAAUAACCAAACAUUGGGAUUGGUUGGAACAAAAUAUCAUGAAGACUUUAUCUGUGUUUGAUUCAAAUGAAGAUAUUACUAAUUUUGUCCAAGGAAAGAUAAGAGGAUUAAUUGCUGAGGAGGGAAAACAUUCUUUUGCAAAAGAAGAUGAUCCUGAGAAAUUCCGAGAAGCCCUAUUGAAAUUUGAAAAAUGUUUUGGUUUACCAGAGCAGGAGAAGUUAGUGACUUAUUACUCAUGCAGUUAUUGGAAAGGACGGGUUCCUUGUCAGGGCUGGCUCUAUCUUAGCACCAACUUUCUGAGCUUCUAUUCUUUUUUGUUGGGAUCAGAAAUAAAACUCAUUAUCUCCUGGGAUGCAGUCUCAAAACUUGAAAAGACUUCAAAUGUUAUACUAACAGAGAGUAUUCAUGUGUGUUCCCAAGGGGAGAAUCACUACUUUUCAAUGUUUUUGCAUAUUAACCAAACAUACCUUCUCAUGGAACAGCUGGCAAACUAUGCUAUAAAGAGACUUUUUGAUAAGGAGACAUUUGAUAAUGACCCAAUCCUUGAAGAUCCUCUACAGAUCACCAAAAGAGGUCUGGAAAAUCGAGCCCACAGUGAGCAGUUUAAUGCUUUUUUUAGGCUGCCCAAAGAAGAGACUUUGAAAGAAGUACAUGAGUGUUUCUUAUGGGUACCAUUCAGCCACUUCAAUACUCUUGGAAAAAUGUGCAUCUCAGAAAACUAUAUCUGCUUUGCUAGCCAAGAUGGCAAUCUAUGUAAUGUAAUCAUUCCACUGCGAGAGGUCUUAGCGGUAGACAAGACAAAUGAUUCCAGCAAACCUGUCAUCAUUAGCAUCAGAGGAAAAACAGCUUUUCGCUUCAGUGAAGUUAAAGACUUCGAGCAACUGGUGGCAAAACUGAGGCUCAAGUGUGGGGCAGUUUCAACUCAAUAUCAUGAUAUUAGCACUGAGGUUCCUAUUAGUUCUAAUUCUGCAGACCCAUCUGAUAAUAUUGAGGUACUAUCUCUGACAUGUCAGAGAGAAUGCAGUAAAACUGUGAACACCGAAGCCUUAAUGACAGUAUUUCACCCUCAGAAUUUGGAGACUCUUAAUUCCAAAAUGUUGAAAGAAAAGAUGAAGGAACAGUCAUGGAACAUCCUAUUUGCAGAAUGUGGGCGUGGUGUUAGCAUGUUUCGGACCAAAAAGACUCAAAAUCUGGUUGUAAGAGGGAUUCCAGAGACCUUAAGAGGAGAGCUGUGGAUGCUUUUUUCAGGUGCCAUUAAUGACAUGGCUGCUAAUCCUGGCUAUUAUGCUGAAGUGGUUGAGCAGUCCUUAGGGACCUGCAACUUGGCUACUGAAGAAAUUGAGCGUGAUUUGCGUCGCUCCCUGCCUGAACACCCAGCCUUUCAGAGUGACACUGGCAUAUCUGCUCUGAGGCGGGUACUCACUGCUUAUGCAUAUAGGAAUCCCAAAAUUGGAUACUGCCAGGCAAUGAACAUUUUGACUUCAGUGUUGCUUUUGUAUGCAAAAGAGGAAGAAGCUUUUUGGCUUCUGGUUGCUGUAUGUGAACGAAUGUUGCCUGAUUAUUUUAAUCGUCGAAUCAUUGGAGCCUUGGUGGAUCAAGCAGUCUUUGAAGAACUUAUCAGGGAUCACUUUCCCCAGCUGACAGAACACAUGACUGAUAUGACAUUCUUUUCCUCAGUUUCUCUAUCAUGGUUCCUCACACUUUUUAUUAGUGUGCUACCUAUUGAAAGUGCAGUGAAUGUGGUAGACUGUUUCUUCUAUGAUGGAAUAAAGGCCAUUCUACAACUGGGAUUGGCAAUACUUGACUAUAAUUUAGACAAACUGCUGACAUGUAAAGAUGAUGCUGAAGCCGUGACAGCUUUAAACAGGUUCUUUGACAAUGUCACUAAUAAGGAUAGCCCAUUGCCUUCAAGUGUUCAGCAGGGUUCAAAUGUGAGUGAUGAAAAAAGCAGUCAUGUUAGAGUGGAUAUUACAGAUUUGAUUAGAGAGUCAAAUGAGAAAUAUGGCAAUAUUCGCUAUGAAGAUAUAUACAGCAUGCGCUGUCGAAAUAGGUUGUAUGUGAUACAGACCCUAGAGGAAACGACAAAGCAGAAUGUGCUGCGUGUUGUAUCACAAGAUGUGAAAUUGAGCCUUCAUGAACUGGAUGAACUUUAUGUCAUCUUUAAGAAAGAGCUGUUUUUUUCUUAUUAUUGGCAUUUGAGUCAUCCAGUAUUGAAGCACCAUGACCCUAGUCUGCCGUAUUUGGAACAGUAUCAGAUUGACUGCCAGCAGUUUAGAGUGUUGUAUCACUUGUUGAGUCCCUGGGCUCAUUCUGCAAACAGAGACUCACUAGCUUUAUGGACAUUCAGAUUGUUGGAUGAAAACUCUGACUGCCUUAUAAACUUCAAAGAAUUCUCCUCUGCAAUUGACACAAUGUACAAUGGAAGUUUUACUGAGAAGCUUAAGCUGCUUUUUAAGCUGCAUAUUCCUCCAGCUUAUACUGAAGUGAAAUCUAAGGACGCUUCAAAAGGAGAUGAACUUUCCAGGGAAGAAUUACUUCAUUUUAGUCAGCUCCAUGUUUCCAAGCCUACAGAUGAGAAAGAAGGAGAAUCAGUAAAAAAUGGCCCUGAGAAAGGCAAAGGAAAAGUUGAUAUUCAAGCAUAUCUAAGUCAAUGGCAAGAUGAGCUUUUCAAAAAAGAAGAAAAUAUUAAAGAUUUACCAAGAAUGAAUCAGUCACAAUUUAUUCAGCUUUCAAAGACCCUAUAUAACUUAUUUCAUGGGGACCCUGAAGAAGAAUCAUUAUAUCAAGCCAUUGCUAUUGUAACCAGCCUUUUGCUCAGGAUGGAAGAAGUUGGAAGGAAACUACAUAGCCCUACAUCAUCAGCCAAAGGAUUCUCUGGUACAGUCUGUGAGGGGAAUACAGAGAGCCACUUGGAGAAAGAUCUCUCCUCUCUCAGGGAAGAACCUCAGUGGUCAUUUUCAUUUGAACAGAUUCUUGCAUCGUUGUUGAAUGAACCAGCAUUGGUGAGGUUUUUUGAGAAACCCAUAGAUGUAAAAGCUAAACUAGAAAAUGCAAAAACCUCUCAGUUAAGUUCUAGAACCAAGAUGUAAAUCUCUUAACAGGAAUUGCCUAUCAUAGGCAAGUUUAGCUUGAUUCCUAGGAGUUGGGAUCAGGGAUUCAUCUUGUUGCCAAUGUGUUUGAAGGUUAAGAAAAAAGAUUUUUGAAGCACAGUUGUUUAUUUCUUUGUGGUAAUCUCUAGUUUUGAUAUUCUCCAAUACAAAUGUACUUUUUAUAUUUCACAAGAUAAUGCAAUAUCAGGGGAAUAUUCUUAAUCUGAACCACCAGAGGGCACUACUAUAUCACUUUUAGUAAGGAAAUUACCAGUUUGUGCUGCUAUUUACAUAUGAAUUACUGGUGAUUUUGAAAAUGUGGUGUUAUGUUUGAGUAUUAGUAAUGCUGACUUGUGAUAUCGAUAAACACUAUUUUCUAAACUGCCUCGGUCCUAUUAGAAUACUUUAGAAAACCAGGCUCUUAGAUAUAUAGCCUUAAUUAUCUAGAAGAUUACCGUAAGGGGGCCUCAUUUUUCAAGUCAUCUAACUGAAAUAAAAUCUUUUUAAAGUUAAUUUCAUUUAGUCUUCUAAUAACAAAGGGUUUUUUAGUAAUUUAUGCAAUUCUUCCUACCAGAGCAGUUAAGAAGCUGAUGACUCACUUUUUUUUUUUUUUACUUUACGACUUCAUUUUAAUUGUCUCAUGGUAAUCCAUUAGGUAGAUAGCAUAGUUUAUAAAACCAAUUGCUCAUUAUUGGACUUCCACAUUACAUUCACUUAUUUGAUGCUACAAAGAAUGCUGCGGUACGUCCUCUUAUUGCUGCAUCUCUGCCAUUAGAUUGCAUCCAUUAUUCUUUUGUUGGGAUAAGCCCCGAAAAGUUAGACUGCUGGGUCAAAGAUGUGACCAGGCCAAUCGCCUUCCAAGAAAGUCACAUUAAUGUACAAUCUUUUUAUUUAUAUGUACCUGCAGUGCAGAAAAGUACUGUUUUCCCACAUUCUCCCCAGCACUGGGCUCCAGCUUUUAAGAAAAUCUCUGUGCUGACUCACUUUUAACUCUGUUACUGAUAAAAACAAAUCAAGAACUCAAAACUCUGGGCUGAUAUAAGGAACUACAAUAUUGGAUUUGGAUUUAAGCUGGAUAAAGCCAACCUCUUCAGAAGGGUUAAGAAACAGUUCAGUUAAAUAUAUAGGUCUCUCAUUAGUCUGAGAAAUUACUUAAAAUUCUCCUAAGCCUUGCUUUUUGUGGCAUUUGUCUCAGAGUAGCUUGUGACUGCUUAGGUUCUAACUUAAGAUUUUGGAUUUUCACCAGUCACAUUUAAGUUACAUUAGAUAGACUAAGUUAUUGUAUUAGUCUGGCAAGUUCACAAAGUAUACUUGUGUGUAAUGAUUGUUAAGGUAAUGUAUAGAAAGAAUUGCUGACAUCUAUCUUAGAUUUGUAAUUUCUAUAUACUUUAUGCUGCUUAUAUUUCAGACAUUACAAUGAGAGUCCAUUUGGAGAUAAUUGGCGCUUUUUAUAGCACUUUAAAGAAACAACAAAUGACACUUGUCCAAUCUUCAGUGCUAUUUUUGACAAAAGCAACUUGAUAAUCAAUUAACUUAGAAAAUUUUAGAGAGAACUCAUCCAUUGGGGAUUCUUACUUUCACAAGACUUUGGUUUUAACCCUUUUGACUUUUCAGAUAUGUAACAAUGAAAGGGCAGACAUCCUUUAGAGUGACUCAAGAAGUCUCCCUUUCUAGAAAGGAAUUGGUAUAGUCAGCUUUUGACAAGAAUCCACUGUGAACAAUGCCUAACACAGAGGACUUCAUCACCAAAUAGAAUAUGGUAUUUUCAGAGAGAUUCAAGUAUUUUCAAGUUCACCCUUUGAAAUUUUCAUAAAUUGUGCUUGGCCGAACACUUAACUAGUAGUGUCUUUAAAAUAAUUUGGUCGACCUUGUCUUUAAAAGGGAAUUACCAGUUAAAGGAGAUAAAGGAGAUAGUUGGUAAAUAAGCGUCUAUGCCUUUUCUCAGAAAUGAUUUACUGAAACAUGUCCAAAUUUUAAAGUUUAGUUAACAGUUUAUAUAUAAGCUACCACACAUCUGCUAUUAGCAAUGAUUGUUAAAUUAUACUAAACUAGCUCUAGAAAGACACAAGAUUCUAUGCUUAUAUACAAAGGCACUAUUGCACAUAAUUUAUUGAAUAUUUUGUCAAUUGUAUUAACAAAUAAGAUGCUUUCUGAAGAGCAAAUGUUAUUAAUAUUUGAUAGGAUUUUUAAAUCAGGAUAUUGGAGAUUACUUAGUAUUUUAUUUUGGCUUAGGUUAAUAAAAUUGAAUAUUUAGAUUUUUGAGUUGCAAAAAGAUUAUAAAUGCAAGUUAAAAAGACAUUUAUUUUCUCAGUCUGUAGGAGAAAUACACUAACCACAUAAUUUUAUAGUUACUACUUGUUAAGCAGUGGGUUCUUCUUAAUAUGUAAUUGUGUCAAACCGAACCAAUGCAUUACACCUUAUACAUGAAAUUAUGUUGUAAGAGGGCUUUACUUGUCUUUAUAGAAAUAAAUAUUAUAAUUUCUGUGAUGACUGCCCUUGCACUGUUCACCAUGUAAGAACUUAUUCACUAUGUAAGAAUUUGUUCACCAUGUAAGAACUUGUUCGUUAUGCUUCAGAAGAUUGGAGACUGUUGAGAAUUAGGCUUGGGGUUGAUUAAUGAUUGUGCAUUGAGUCCCCUAUACAGAAUUUUAUUGUUAUUAACAACCAUUUGAUCAAUAAAUAUAAGAUAUGCCCUCUCAAAAAAAAAACAAAACAAAACAUGGUGCUUUGA
Manis pentadactyla (Chinese pangolin) is the source of this 6250-nucleotide messenger RNA. It is a transcript of the gene TBC1D8B, whose product is annotated as TBC1 domain family member 8B. Lineage: Eukaryota; Metazoa; Chordata; Mammalia; Pholidota; Manidae. The record is from RefSeq and is a predicted model, not a curated record. The transcript has 21 exons. The coding region runs from base 175 to 3519 and encodes 1114 amino acids. Gene Ontology annotation, molecular function: calcium ion binding.